AUGGGAAAUUGUCUUGAUUCUUCCUCAACUGUUCAGCCUGCGAAUAAUGAUCCUCCAAAAAAACCAAACCUAUUGCUACUAGAAGAGCCAAAACGCUCAUAUUUAGAAGAAAACAAGUCCAUCAUAUCCAAUGGAGAAAAUACCCCACGAUCUCAAAUACGUAGAAAAGGGUUUGAAAUUCGUCGAAAACAGCAAACAAUAGUCACUUUUGAUGCCCCGACAGCUGUAAUUACUGAUAAACCAAAAACCCCAAAAGAUAUCAAGCUAAUACUUGACUCAUUGUCAAAACAUUUCGUAUUCAAUGGGCUGAGAAGAGAUUUUAGUUAUUCUGUUAUACAAGAAAUGAAGCAUUUUCAGCUAGGCCAAUCAGAAACUAUGCUUAAUUACAGCGAAUAUAAGCUUUCCUAUUGGUUGCCGUUAUUCUAUUUUCAAAUAGUAAAUAGAUAAUUAGUAGAAAUGCUUUUAUUCAUUAUAAUUAGGCACAUUUUCGAGCAAAAUCAGCCUGGGCAUAAUUUUUUUGUAAUUGCAAGCGGAGAGGUAGAGUUAUUGAUCAAUGGGAAUUUAAUAAAUACAUUAGGUGCUGGGGACAGCUUUGGGGAUAUUGCGCUACUUCAUGAUUCUUUGAGAACGGCAUCAACAAGAACUUCUAAGCCUACCUGCAUGUGAGGAAUUGACCGAAAAACAUUCAGAAAAUCAUUGGAGACCUUAAAUAAAUCGUAUUACAUUGAAAAUAAAUCUUUCCUACAGAGCAUCCCGAUAUUCCAUAUCCUAACCCAAAAACAAAAAGAUGCUUUGGCAGCAGCUUUUUCAAGGUUUGAGUAUGCAGAAGGAGACCAUAUUGUGAAUGAAGGGGACCCAGGAGAACUAUUAUAUAUAAUUAAAGAAGGGUCAGUCACUUGCUAUAUUCAAGAGCAGCCUGUAAGAAGACUGGAAAAAGGAGAGUAUUUUGGAGAGCAAGCUUUGCUUUACUCAUCGCCGAGAACUGCUACUGUGAUAGCUAAUAGUAGUGUAAAGUGUAUUGCUAUUGGGUGCAAAAAACUAAAUAAAGUUCUUGGAAACAACCUUAGGCAGGUGAUUUAUAGUAACUCUUUGAAAAUUGCUUUUGACCAAAGUGAAUUUUUACAGAAACUUUCUCAAGAAAAUAUGAAAAGUCUGAUUAGCGGAAUGGAGAUUAAAUCUUAUACACAAGGAGAUAUAAUCGUUGCUGCAGGUGCACCAAAAAAUUCUUUCCUAAUUCUGAUAUUAAAAGGCAAAGUAUCUGCAAAUAAUUUUAGUAUUGAAAAAUUUGGCUGCUUAGGUGAUGAAGCUGUUGCAAAUGAAAUUACAGAUACUUAUGAAGAAAAUAUUAUUGCAGAAGAAGAUACUGACAUUGCUGUCAUUUCAGGUACUCGAUUUUGUGAAUGCAUCGGCGGAAAGUUUGUAAAGGCUACUUCAAAUAAUAAAAUUUUGGCUGUAAUAAAAAAAAUCCAACUCUUUCGAGAACUGGGAAGAGACAAACUUAAUGAAAUAAUAGAAAAGCUUGCCAUUGAAGAAUUUAAUGACGAACAACUCAUUGUAGAGCAAGGGACAAUUGGUGAUUCUUUUUUUAUCAUAAAAUCCGGCACAGUCGAAGUCUGAAUCGAUCGUCAAAUGGUCCGAUCUAUCACAAAGCUCGACUACUUUGGCGAGCGAUCAUUGCUUUUUAAUGAGCCUAGAACAGCUACUGUAAAAGCAAAAGGAAGUGUUGCAUGCUGGGUAUUAAAGAAAAGCGAUUUUGCUUCAAUAAUUGAUGAAGGAAUAAGAUCAAUUUUGCAUAAACGAAUUCAGCUUCAAGACAGCAAUGUCGAACUCUCUGACCUUUUGCCUGUAAAACUAAUUGGAAAAGGAAUGUAUGGCAAUGUCUUUCUCACAGUCCACAAAGCCACCAAUGCUCUUUAUGCUCUGAAAACAGUAAGCAGAGAGAAGAUAAAUAAGUAUCAUCUUCAAGACAGCAUUUUAUUAGAGCGAAAUAUUAUGAUGACAGUUGACCACACCUUUAUAUUAAAACUAAUCCGAACUUUUAAAGAUCAAAACAGAAUAUAUUUUUUAUUACUUCCCCAUCUGUGAACGAACAAAACUAUUGGAAAAAUCCUAAUUUUUUAACUCCCCCCCCCCCCCUCCGUGAGCGAACAAAAAAUUUUUGUUCGCUCACGGAGGGGGGUUAAUUUUUAUUUUUUAAAAAAAAUUAUAUAUAAAUUUUUAAUUGUAAAAUAAUAUUUUUUUAUAAGUUGAAAAUUAUUUUUUAAAAAUAUUAUGGGGGGGAGAGUAAGGGAAUUUCCCAAAAAAAAAAAAUAAUACCAUUUGAUUAAAGGUAAAACACAGCUUAAUUUUUCAAUAAUUUAAUAAUCAAUAAACCUAUUAGUAAUAAAUAUAUGCAUUCAGUUAAAAAUAUUUUAUAUAUUUUCUUAUUUAAUAUAAUAAGCAAAUUCUCUAUAAAUCAUAAUAAAAAUGUACAAAGGGAAAAGAAAGUACAUUGAAAUUUGGCAGAAAGUUGAAAUUGCUGAAUUUUACAUUCAACACCAAAAUGAGAUGAGCAUGAGAGAUGUUGCUGCAAAGUUUCAUGUCAACUCCUUUAGCUCGAUUUCCGAAUGGGUGAAUAAGCUUGAUGAGUUGAAGAAAUCAGUAAAAUCUGAUAAAAAAUUAAAAUUAGAAAGCUUCACUCAAUUUCCAGAGCUAGAGAAAGAACUAGUUCAUUGGUUUACUGCAAUCCGUGAGCAAGGUAUUCAGGUUCUCAGAUCAACGAUUGAGGAGAAAGCAAAAAGUUUGGCGGCAGAAAUGGGAUUGGCGCGAUUCGGCUGUGGAGAUAAAUGGUGGCAAGGAUUUAGGACCAGAAAUAAUUUAUCUUUCAGAAAAAUCAAUGCCUCAAGCAUUAAGCCAAUCGAAAAAGAGGCAGAACUUGUCAGGCAAUACCUAGAUGAUUUAGCGUCAUUGCUUCCUCAAUUCGUUCCAUCUAACAUUUACAAUUUCGAUGAAACGAGAUUUGAUUGAGAUGUAAAAAGCAAGUUCACUUAUGAUUUCAAGGGAACUCAACGAAUUCUAGGCGUUCAAUCAGCUAAAAUGAACCAUUUUAUCACUGUUAUGCUUAUGAUUAGAGCUGAUGGAGAAAAAAAUGCCUGCUUUGCUCAUUUUUCAAAGAGAAAAAUGGCCAGAUCCCGAACCUUGUAAGAGAAAGACUGAAUAUUCCAGAAAAUGUCAUCAUAAAAUCAAAUAAAUCUGGCUACAUUUCUGACCAGAUUCUUAAUGACUACCUCAGAACAAUAUUGAGACGAGAAAACCAACUGCUGAUUUAUGAUCAGGCUGGAAGUCAUAAAACUAUCAUGAUUUCUAAUGCAAUUUCAGAUUUAGAUGCAACCAAAAUUGUGAUCCCUGGAGGGUGCACAAAGUAUUUGCAACCACUUGACGCACUGGUAAUUGCAAAUUUCAAAUCAAAAACAACAGAUUUCAGAAUCAAAUUCCAAACAGAGCAGAUUGAAAGAAGAUCGAAAAGAACUGGAAACCUCAAAGCUCUUGAUCGCCAGCAACUGAUAAACAUUGCUUCAAAGGCGUGAGAUGCUGUAAGCCCUCAACUUGUCAGAAAAUCAUUUGAGUUGACGGGUUCUUAUGGCGUUAAUCAUCCAAAGAUUUUCAGCCAUCAAGUUAAUAUGAAGAAGUUAAUUAUCUAAUCGAUUUCUUCUAUUCAUUUUUUUGUCUUAAAUUUAAAAUUGUUAAAUUCAACCUUUUCACUUAUGGUAUUCUUUUUUUUAACCCUUUGAAUAAUAUAUCAAACAAACUUAAUAAUUAUUUUUCAAUAUUAUCCUCUUUAUUUGUAUUAAAUAUAGAUAUAAUAAACUAUAUAUAAAAUUAUAUGUAAAAAAAUUUUUUGUUCGCUCACGGAGGGUGGGUUUUUGACCAAAAAAUAGGGAUUUUUCUAAUGGUUUUGUUCGCUCACGGAGGGGGGGGGGGAGUAAGCAAAACCCCAUCCUAUGUGAGUUAAGAAAAAUAUUUUAAUAUAAAAGUGAUAAUUAAUAUAAUGAUAUUUUAGCCAAUUCUAUUAAAUUUUAAACAGAUUACAUUUAAAAACAUAAAUUUUACAAAUUAAAUUAAUUUUUACUUCCCAUUUUUUUUUAAAUUUCUAAAAAGAAUUACUAUAAUAUUUAUAUAUAAAUUUUCUCAAUAAUUAUCACUUCAUGAGAAAACAAAAUUUUUUGUUCGCUCACAAAAUAGUGGGGGAGUUAGAAUACGUAAAAGGGCUUGACUUGUUCGACGUCUUGAGGGAAAUGGGGCUUGUGUCUGAUUAUGAUGCGAAGUUUUUCACUGCCAGUCUUGUCAUCAUUCUUGAGCAUCUGCACGAAAGGGAAAUAAUAUAUAGAGAUCUUAAGCCAGAAAAUAUUAUGGUUGAUGAUGAAGGAUAUCUCAAAUUAAUUGAUUUUGGGACUGCCAAAAUUUUUUCCGGGAGGACUUAUACAGUUGUCGGGACACCGCAUUAUAUGGCGCCAGAAAUAAUCACUGGGAAAGGAUAUGAAAUUACAGCUGAUUAUUGGAGCUUGGGUAUCAUACUGUUUGAAUUUUUAUGUGGGAACGUUCCUUUUGGAGAGAAUGAAGAAGAUCCUUAUUUGAUUUAUGAGUGUAUUUUGGCAAGGAAAAUUGUUUAUCCUCCUUGAAUCCAAAAAAAUCUUCCAGCCAAGCCAUUAAUAGAACAGCUUUUAAGCAAAAAUCCAUCAUCGAGGGUAAAAGGUGGAAUUGAGAAUUUAAAAACCCACUGCUGGUUAGAAAAUGUGGAAUGGGAUAAGCUUUUAAUGAGACAAUUAAAAGCCCCAUACAAGGCUAAACUUCCAAAUCUCACUAAAGAAAUUCAAUUAGCUUCAAAGUCAACUAUGAGUCUUCAAGAAACAAUCAGAAGAAUAGAAGGAGAAGGCAUGCUCCUCAAUGGCAAGAAACGAAUCUUAUCUUAUCUUAAUUAUUUAUAACGUUUUACGUCUACUAUGGGGUAGCCAACUCCAGAGCUGCCACCAUAUUUAUCCACGUGUCGGGCCCAUGGACCUCUGAAUCGACCCACUUCGAUUCGUCAAGGCACGGGUAAGUACGGCGUUCCGGCUUCGACGGGCUUCGCUGCCGCCACAGCUUUAUUCCGACUCAGCUCCUGCGCGUGUUCCGCCUAAGGGUCCACCUCCUUCGGGUGUGCUGAGGGAUAAAGACCUGAGCCUCUUGAUCGCACUGAGGAGCAGUUCCUUUGGUUAUCCCCAAAGUUAAACCGCUGUUGCUGUGCAGAAGUUCUCGAGGUAAAACCCGACCCUAUAAAUAAAAUUGCUUGAGAGAGAGAAAAUUAGUGGAGCUAAUUUCACUUGAAGCGAAAGCCAUUUUAUUUAUGGCAAGAAACGAAUCAGUCUAAAACCUGGCUCAGAUCAUUGGGACAGCGAGUUUUAA
Molecule: messenger RNA, 5421 nt
Organism: Blepharisma stoltei
Lineage: Eukaryota; Ciliophora; Heterotrichea; Heterotrichida; Blepharismidae
Source: the annotation of a GenBank genome assembly